AUGUCCGCUCCGCCAGUGUACACCGCACAGCCGCAACCGUACUACAACCCUUAUGGCCAACCCCAAGUCGUCCAGGGCGUCUACCCCACGGGCAGCCCCUAUCCGCCGCCCCCGCCCGGCAUGGGCGCCCACGUCAUCUACCAGCAGCCCCAGCAAGUCAUAGUUGUCGACGAUUGCCACAGCCACCACCAUCAUCACCACCGCGAGAAUCGAGACGCCGAAGAUUGCUGCCUAUUCACAAAACGCCGCUUCAGCAAGGCCCAAUCAAAAUCGGCAGAACCCACCCCGACGAAUGGAUCCGGCGCGCGGAGCCCGAGUUUUCUCUCGACUUUCCGAUUCGAUGAGUCAAAGCCCUGGACGAAGGCGCUGAUUACGGUGGCGAGGGCGAUGGAUUUGAGAAAUAAGCGCGUCCGCUCCGCCUUCCUCCAUGUCGGCCUUGUCAUCCUGUGCGUCUCCUACAUUCUGAUCGGGGCUCAAAUUUUCCUCCUCAUCGAACGCCCGGUGGAGCAGCGAGCGCGUACGGAUGCGACGCGACGUUUCGGGCAGCUAAAAGAUGACCUAAUCUCGAAUAUUUCGCUUGGAAUUGGGAAUUUCGAUCGGUUGAUGGACGCGUAUACAAAGGAAAUGUUGAGAAUGUUCGACGAAGAACCCUUCGCCCUCCAAACGUUCGAAACGCUCGACAGAAACGGCUCCGAGACGGAGGUCCAGUGGUCCUACGCCGGUGCAGUCCUAUUUACGAGCACUACGGUAAUCCCUGUCGGCUACGGCUUCAUAGCUCCUUCAACGUCUUUCGGGCGAGCAUUUGUCAUAAUUUACGGCAUGAUCGGCAUCCCGUUGGCCCUGGUCACGAUGGCCGACGCCGGCAAGUUCCUCUCCAAAUUCGUGCUCGACUUCUUUGAGGAGAGCCUCGUGAUCCCGACGAUCAUGUUCACCUCGUUCCUCGUCGUCUACCCGCUGCUUGGCGGGCUGCUGUUCAACUUGUGGACAGGAAUGUCAGCCCUCGACUCGAUCUACUUCUCUUUGACCUCAAUUUUUACGAUUGGUUUUGGCGAUAUUAUGCCGGAUGUCGACGUGAUGGCCCUAGUCCUCUUCAACAUCAUUGGCGUCAUCCUGGUGACGAUUUCGGUGGAAUGGGUAGCCGCCGAGGCGAUCAACAACAUCCACUACAUGGGUCGCCAGGUCGGCAAGGCGAGGCUGCUAGCUGAGAAGAUGAUGCAUAUAGCCCAGUCGUUGAGCGUCAACAAGGGCAUCGGGGCGGGGAUGACGCAGCUGCACGCGCUCGCCAAGUUCGGCAUGUUCGCCAAGUUUGACGCUCAUAUGGCCGCCGCAGGGGCUGGAGGAGCUCAGGGACCACCGAAAAUCGCGGCUUUUGCCCCCGAACUUGACGAGGAUGACGAGUUGGUUUACAUGGACCACGGCGUCCCAACGGACAUUAGAGCCUCCAAACUACAGCUGGAUUUGUAUAAUUUG
Mesorhabditis spiculigera is the source of this 1470-nucleotide messenger RNA. The record is from the annotation of a GenBank genome assembly. NCBI's taxonomy places the organism in Eukaryota, Metazoa, Nematoda, Chromadorea, Rhabditida, Rhabditidae.